Messenger RNA from Morchella sextelata, 411 nucleotides. RefSeq lists its product as uncharacterized. Bases 1 to 411 code for a protein of 136 amino acids. The record is from RefSeq and is a predicted model, not a curated record. Lineage: Eukaryota; Fungi; Ascomycota; Pezizomycetes; Pezizales; Morchellaceae. The transcript has a single exon.
AUGGACUACCAGCUACGCAGACAAAUCACCCUCCUCCGCAACAACUGCGAUAAGCUAAUUGACCGGUGCCAUAGCCUGGAGCUACGCCGUAAGCAGAUAAAGGAGGUCAAGGAGCUCUACAUAGGAAAUCAUCACACGAAAGAGCUAUGUGUUCUUCUAGCUCGAGAGGAGUUUCGACUUCUCGAGGAAACCACUCACAUGAUUGGCGAGAUUCAAGAGAGCAUGGAGAGGCUGGAUAUCCUCUGGUCUGAAUCAAUGCUCACAUGGUCUGGAACUGCCGAGGAUGAGGGGAGGCUAGAAGUUGAAAAGCAGGCUUUUGGCGGGAAGAUAUGGAGUGAGUAUAGGGACUUUGUCAAUGAGCUCUACUCCGCAGCCACCUCUGGUUAUGACUGGUUGGACUUUGAGGAGUGA